AUGACCAUCCUCGUCGGAAGGCCUCUCAACUGGGCCAUCACGGCCACGGCCGGCUCCGGCUUCCUCCUCUUCGGCUAUGACCAGGGCGUCAUGUCCGGCCUGCUCACCGGCUACGCCUUCACCCGGACAUUCCCCGAAAUCGACACCACCAACGGCGGCGGCGGCAGCUCUUCGCUGCAGGGCACCGUCGUGGCCAUUUACGAGAUUGGAUGUUUCUUUGGUGCCAUCUUCUGCCUCCUUGUCGGUGAAAGACUCGGACGCCGCAAGUGCAUCAUGCUGGGAUGCAUCGUGCUGAGUAUCGGUGCCGCGCUACAGGCCUCUGCUUUCGGAAUCCCGCAGAUGAUUGUGGGACGUAUCGUUGCUGGACUUGGUAAUGGCAUGAACACUAGUACUAUUCCUGUGUGGCACUCGGAACUCAUGAAGGCGGAUAAUCGCGGCAAGGGUCUUGCUAUUGAACUAGCCAUCAACAUUUUUGGCGUCAUCUACGUCUCCAACGACGCUCAGUUCCGCUUCCCUCUCGCCCUGCAGAUCUUGUUCGCCCUGGUUACAUUCCUCGGAAUACUGGUGUUGCCUGAGUCGCCCAGAUGGCUCAUUGCCCAUGACCGCCACGAUGAGGCCAAGCAUAUCCUCUGGGCGGUGGAGAAGGACGCCACGUCCAUUACCGAGAACGAGCCCAAGCUGGAGCGAAACCUGGCCGAGAUCCAAGCUGCCAUCAGAGAGGAGCGAGAGGCUGCCAACACUGGUAGCUUCAAGAUGAUGUUCAAGAACGGCGACCAAAAGUUCCUCUACCGAACCUUAUUGGGUAUCGGUGGCCAGUUCAUGCAACAACUGAGUGGUAUCAACUUGAUCACAUACUACGCCCCGGUCAUCUUCCAGGAAUCUGUCGGCAUGUCACACAACCUCUCACUCCUGCUCGCAGGAUUCAACGGUGUCGCCUACUUCUUCUCCUCCCUUAUCCCGAUCUGGAUUAUCGACCGCCUCGGCCGCAGAAAGCUUAUGCUGUUCGCCGCCGGCGGCCAAUGCGCAUGCAUGGCCAUCCUCGCAGGCACCGUCUCCAACGGCAGCGUCCCCGCCGGAAUCGUCGCCAUCGUCAUGCUCUUCCUCUUCAACUUCUUCUUCGCCGUCGGCCUGCUCGCCAUCCCGUGGCUGUUGCCUGCCGAAUACGCGCCCCUGGCCAUCCGUACCCGCGCCGCCGCCCUCGCGACCGCUUCGAACUGGAUCUUCACCUUCCUUGUCGUCGAGAUCACACCCGUCAGUAUCAAGAGCAUUGGGUGGAGAACCUAUGUCUACUUCUGCAUCUUCAACGCCUUCUUCAUCCCUCUCAUCUACUUCUUCUACCCCGAGACGCAGAACCUCAGCUUGGAGCAGAUCGACAGACUUUUCACGGGCGGCAAGGUACAAUUGUACUGGAAGUCGAGCAUGGGCACGCCGGGCGAAGCGUCGCACGCUCUCAACGAGAAAGAUUCCGAGUCCGGCUCUGGAGAUGUUCUCCGUGUGGAGAACAAGGAAGAGUUUACUCACUAG
Messenger RNA from Colletotrichum scovillei, 1524 nucleotides. RefSeq lists its product as uncharacterized. Gene Ontology annotation, biological process: carbohydrate transport; transmembrane transport. NCBI's taxonomy places the organism in Eukaryota, Fungi, Ascomycota, Sordariomycetes, Glomerellales, Glomerellaceae. The record is from RefSeq and is a predicted model, not a curated record. The transcript has 4 exons. The coding region runs from base 1 to 1524 and encodes 507 amino acids. Gene Ontology annotation, cellular component: membrane. Gene Ontology annotation, molecular function: carbohydrate:proton symporter activity.